Molecule: messenger RNA, 1187 nt
Organism: Setaria italica (foxtail millet)
Lineage: Eukaryota; Viridiplantae; Streptophyta; Magnoliopsida; Poales; Poaceae
Product: peroxidase 1
Exons: 2
Coding region: 58-1044 (328 amino acids)
Biological process (GO): response to oxidative stress; hydrogen peroxide catabolic process
Cellular component (GO): plasmodesma; plant-type cell wall
Molecular function (GO): heme binding; peroxidase activity
Source: RefSeq, a predicted model, not a curated record
CCUAGAUUGCUAAGCUAGUAGCAACACAUUAAUUAUUGCUAAGCAAAGGAUCCUCCCAUGGCAGUCAAGUCUUGCGUAGCGAUGCUGAUACCUUUGGCACUCUUGCUUCUUGCGGGCAGCUCCUCAGUAGUGGCUCAGCUGGAACUCGACUACUACAGCAAGACAUGCCCAAACGUCGAGGCGAUCGUCCGCGAGGAGAUGCAAAAGAUAAUCUCCGCCGCACCAAGCCUCGCCGGUCCACUCCUAAGGCUUCAUUUCCAUGACUGCUUUGUCAGGGGUUGUGACGCCUCGGUCUUGCUCAACUCCACCGAGGGCAACCUGGCAGAGAGGGACGCCAAGCCCAACAAGAGCCUCAGGGGCUUCGGUUCAGUGGACAGGGUGAAGGCCAAGCUCGAGGCCGCCUGCCCCAACACCGUCUCCUGCGCCGACGUCCUCACCCUCAUGGCCCGCGACGCCGUCGUGCUUGCCAAGGGCCCAUUCUGGCCGGUCGCGCUCGGGAGGCGAGACGGCAAGGUGUCCAGCGCCACGGAGGCGGCAGACCAGCUGCCCCCUGCCUUCGGCGACAUCCCGCUGCUCACCAAGAUUUUCGCCUCCAAGGGCCUCGACCUCAAGGACCUCGUCGUCCUCUCGGGCGCGCACACCCUUGGCACGGCGCACUGCCCAUCUUUCGCCAACCGGCUCUACAAUUUCAGCAGUGCCUAUGGCGCGGAUCCAUCCCUCGACAGCGAGUACGCCGACAGGCUCAGGAUACGCUGCAAGAGAGUGGACGACAAGGCCAUGCUGUCCGAGAUGGACCCUGGCAGCUACAAGACCUUCGACACCGGCUACUACCGCAACGUCGCCAAGCGGAGGGGGCUCUUCCAGUCUGACGCCGCACUCCUCACCGAUGCCAGCACCAGGGAAUACGUCCAGCGCAUCGCCACCGGCAAGUUUGACGACGUGUUCUUCAAGGACUUCAGCGAGUCCAUGAUCAAGAUGGGAAAUGUCGGUGUGCUCACCGGAGUUGAUGGGGAGAUCAGGAAGAAGUGCUACAUCGUUAACUAGACUUGCUCUUACCUUGUGCGUUAACUUAAUUAUUCUUGAUUAUUGUAACUUCACGGGUAUGUAAGUUGAAUGUCUGUAACCAUAAUUAUUGUGUUGUAUUAGCAAAUAUGGUAUCAAGUGAUCGAUUCUGCUCGUUAAUGGUU